AUGUACGAAGGGAUUGACAACCUGAAAUCCCUUUACGACCGUGCCGGGAAGACUUUCUCCGGCGGUCCUUCUGCGGCACAGGAUGUGCCGCGUCGUACUGCUCGACCAGACCCAGUACGUCAACCAUCAGUUGGGAGCGGGGCUCCAAAGUAUCCCAGGACGGGGGAUAGCCGCUUCACCGGACGAGAUAACUCGUCCGACGUCCGUUCACGUCGCGCGUGUAUCCCCGAGAGCCUCUUUGAUCGCGUAACGCAAGGGUUACGCAACGAUCUCGAACAUGAGCGGGACAGGCGUUUCCAACUGGCGGACACUGUCUUGAAGCAUCGAGCUGAGUUUGCCUUUGCUCAGCUUGAGAACGAGAGAGCUCUGACGUCUCUGCGUGACGAGCUAAGAGUAGCUCGUGGGAUUGUUGAUCGGUCUCGGGCUGAGAUAACUGCUCUUCAGACCCUUGUCGACGCCCACCAUCGGGAGCACAAGGCUCUCUGCGAGAUUCUUGAGCGCAAGGGCGUUCUUCAUCGGAAGAAGCAGCGUACUGAUGGUACGGCUUAA
Molecule: messenger RNA, 549 nt
Organism: Peronospora matthiolae
Lineage: Eukaryota; Oomycota; Peronosporomycetes; Peronosporales; Peronosporaceae
Source: the annotation of a GenBank genome assembly